Peronospora farinosa is the source of this 2403-nucleotide messenger RNA. The record is from the annotation of a GenBank genome assembly. NCBI's taxonomy places the organism in Eukaryota, Oomycota, Peronosporomycetes, Peronosporales, Peronosporaceae.
AUGACAAUGCAAGAUGUUCGUCAGGCACUAAAUGUGUCUGCUUUGACCGACUAUAUUCACUUGCAUUUGGGUGCUUCAUACGGUGCAAUCGAGUCGAUCUCUCAGUUCCAACACGGUCAAUCGAAUCCAACGUACCUAUUGACAAUGACCAAUUGUAAAACCAAGUGGGUGUUACGCAAAAAACCACACGGUCAUAUCCUACCGUCUGCACACGCUGUGGAGCGUGAGUAUCAAGUUCUAAAAGCUCUCGAGCAUACAGAAGUACCAGUACCACGUGUUAUUUUGUUGUGUGAAGACCAUGAGGUAAUUGGCACGGCCUUUUACCUCAUGGAAUACGUACACGGUCGUAUCUUCCAGGACCCGUCACUACCUGGUAUCAAACCCAUGUAUCGUUAUGCCAUGUAUAGCUCUGCAUUGGAUGCACUUGUGAAGUUACAUGAACUGGACUAUAAGAAGAUUGGAUUAACAGGCUUUGGUCAGCCAGAGAAAUACUGUCAUCGAGUGGUGACACGCUGGAGUCGACAAGUACAAGGAGGACAGACAGUCUUUGCCAAGGCAGGAGUCGAAGACAAUCCAAAGAUGAUCCAGUUGCAACACUGGCUGGAAGAUCAUGCACAUGAUGCAGAGAAGGAGACAGCUGAUGGACGAGCGUGUAUUGUACAUGGAGACUUUCGACUUGAUAAUAUGAUCUUUCACCCGACAGAGCCAAGGGUAAUGGCGAUUCUAGACUGGGAGUUGUGCACAAUUGGCAACCCAUUUGCUGAUGUAGCAACGCUAGCAUCAGCGUACAGACUAUCGAGCGAUAACUCGAACACGAUCUUGGCCCCUGGACUGUCGGACGUAUCUUUGAAGAAGCUUGGCAUUCCAUUGGAAAGUGAAUUAUUGCUAGGAUACUGUAGUCGUGCGAGACGCUUUCCGCUAGAUACUAAGACGUGGAACUUCUUUAUGGGUCUGAUUGUUUACCGCUUUGCUGCAAUCUGCCACGGAGUGUACGCUCGUGCGUUGCUAGGCAAUGCGUCGUCGGCGAACGCUGCAUGCGCGAAGACAACGAUGGAUCGCCUAUUGGCGAUGAGCGACGACAUUAUGGAUUCUUCGGCAGAUAUCUACCCUGAUCCGGAAUUGGAGCACAUUCUGCCCUUCCCAAUACGGCCGCACGCAUUAGAGAUUUACAAGAAGUUGCUCAAGUUUUGCCAGACUCGGGUAUACCCUGCAGAGUAUGUGCAUCUGGAUCAAAUUGCCAAGGCACGCCAAGAAGGUCGUGUGUGGGAUGUUGUACCACCUAUCAUCGAGAAGCUCAAGACCGAAGCAAAAGCGUUAGGACUUUGGAAUCUGUUCCUGCCCGAAUGCGUGGUGCCGGCGCUCAAUGACAAGGAACCUGACGUCAAAUAUGGCGGAGACCUGACCAACCUCGAGUACGGACUCAUGUGCGAGGUAAUGGGGCGCUCGAUCGUGCUGGCGCCUGAAGUCUUCAACUGCUCGGCACCCGACUCGGGCAAUAUGGAGAUCCUCACUCGCUUUUGCACAGCGAAGCAGAAGCACCAGUGGCUUGUCCCUUUGCUCAAGGGCGACAUUCGGUCAUGCUUUGCUAUGACAGAAAAACAUGUGGCUUCAUCUGAUGCCACCAACAUUGAAACGAGUAUCGCACGCGACAAGGAGCGCCAGGAAUAUGUGAUCAACGGACACAAGUUCUAUAUCUCCGGAGCGGGCGACCCACGUUGCAAAAUUAUUGUGCUGAUGGGCAAGCACGCCGAGCGAAGAAAUGAGAGCGUGUAUAAGCAGCAGUCGAUGAUCCUGGUGCCGAUGAAUACACCAGGUGUGGUAGUUGUGAAGCCCAUGCACGUGUUUGGUUACGAUGAUGCACCGCACGGUCAUAUGGAGAUGAAAUUUGAGAACGUUCGCGUUCCGUUCAGCAACAUUUUGCUCGGUGAAGGUCGUGGGUUUGAGAUUGCACAGGCGCGCCUUGGACCGGGUCGUGUCCAUCACUGUAUGCGCACGAUCGGUGCUGCAGAGCGUUGCCUUGAGUUGAUGGUGCAGCGUGCGAAGACGCGCACAGCCUUCAAACAGCUGCUGGCCGAAAACCCGCUUGUGUGCUCUCAGAUUGCCAAGUCGCGCUACGAGCUCGAUAGUGCGCGGCUUCUUACCUUGCAAGCUGCACACCUAAUGGACAAACAUGGCAACAAGGUCGCUCAGCAGGCGAUUGCUAUGAUUAAGAUCGUAGCGCCUAAUAUGGCACUGAAAGUCUGCGACCGGGCUAUUCAACUUCAUGGUGCUGCUGGAGUAGGCCAGGACUUUAUUCUGUCGUAUUUGUACGCAGCAAUGCGCACACUCCGCAUCGCCGACGGACCCGACGAGGUGCAUAUGCGCACCAUUGCCAAGCUCGAGCUGAGAAACUCGAAAUUGUAG